UGGGAUAUAAAGGUAACCCCGUGGCCAUAGUCAGAGUCAAACCGAGCCGAAACGGCAUUGCAGUAACCGACAUGAAUCCUCUUUUCGCGUGUGCCUUCCUCGCCCUGGCCGGGCUCGCCGUUGCGGAGCCGCCAGUGGGCUACAACUACAACAGACCAAGUGGUGGACAUUCAUCAGGAGGUGGUGGUUACUCCGGAGGUGGUGGUUACUCCGGAGGUGGCGGUUACUCCGGGGGCGGUGGUUUCUCCGGGGGAGGUGGUUACACCCAGGUAUCCCCUGGGUUUCAAUCGAACGAGGGUGCCCAGGUGGAUGGUGCCCUCCUGGAGCAGAUCCGUCAGAUCCUCCUAAAGGAGGAGAGCCAGUCAGGUGGAUCCGGUGGAUCAGGUGGAUCUGGUGGAUACCCGAGCUCAUCUUACGGUGCCCCAUCUAGCAGCUACGGACCACCUUCAACCCAGUACGGUGUACCAUCGUUCGGUGGUGGCCGAGUUGUUGGAGUUGACCUCGAGGGCAUCAGACAGGCCAUUCAGGUCGCUCAGCUCCACCAGGUCAGCCAGGGAAGCGGUAGUUCAUUCGGUGGAUAUCCAAGUGGACCAUCUGGAUACCCCAGUGGACCCUCUGGCAGCUAUGGGGCACCCAGCAGGCCCAGCGGCAGCUAUGGUGCUCCAUUCUAAUCACCCAAUACCUUCGAUUCAACUCCCAACGGCACCUGAACCUCCUCACAGAGAAAAAAAUUCAGAGUCAAAUUUACCCUGGAAAUAAUCAAUUUUUACCAGAUCUAUCGCAUCUUUUGUCGCAAUGUUAGGGUGGAAAUGACAAAUUUUUUAAGAGGAAUAUAUUUAACUGUGAAUUUAUCUCUGUGGAAGAAACACCCAUGGAGUUCCGUGUGUGGACGCGGGCGUUCUCCAGCACGAGGACUCGAGAGGCCUCUUGUCAAUAUCACUGGGGCCUUGUCGUACCCCAAUUGAUGUAACCGAGAGCUUCCGAGGUUCAAGCCCAUCAGCAAUGCCCGAGGGAUGACCAGGAAAAUCAGGGAAGUGAAUCAAACAUUUCCAGGAUAAAUCGAGAUAACAAUCUGCCUUCAAUCCGGUGAAAGGACGAUUGAAAUGAUUAUCGAGGAGGGAUGUCGGACGGGAGCAACUUCAUAAAUGUAUCUCAUAUCUUCAUCUCCCCGGAGAUCAAGAGUGAUGGUAAUCAGAUAUAAGACCAUUAACCAAAAGAGACAAAACCAUAGACAAAAUAUCUGUGCGUCAGAUGUAGAGGACCAUUGAGGAGCAAGUUGGAGGGGAAUGAUCGUGAUCUUUGCGCUAAAUGCGCAUUCUGUAAAUAAAAUUACACACGCUUUUUUUUUUAUAUAAAAAUAUGUAAACACUGGGGACUGGGUUGGACGGUGUUGCCGGUAUAAUGUUGCCUCCAGUAAUGGCUAGAGUUCAGGUGAAAUUCACCCAUGAGAAAGGACAAGAUGAAAAUCCAGUGGAGUUGUGAUGCAACACCGGAAGCGCAGGAGGGCAGGAAGAGCGGUUUAACCGGAGGAGUCUUGUUCGGGCGAGAGUGAAAUUUUCCAGAGUCUUGAGGCGAUUAAGUCGGCGUUUUUUUUUAUCCUGGCGACGAGAACGUGGGCAAACUUAGGGCAUUCAAUUAAUGGCCACGUGAUCGUCUGCAGGAAAUUCUAAGACAUCGGAGGAAGAGGGACAGGGGAAACCGGAUGUGCCGUCUGAGCCAGUCGUCUUGAGGACAUACAGACGAGAAAUACUAUUUUUCUACUUAAUUCUUGUUUUACUUAAUCGUGCAUUUUUUAUACUUGUAUAAAGGCUUUUUUUUGUAGAAAAGAAAAAAAUAAAAAAACCGUCGCCACCGUUGAA
Molecule: messenger RNA, 1859 nt
Organism: Fopius arisanus
Lineage: Eukaryota; Metazoa; Arthropoda; Insecta; Hymenoptera; Braconidae
Product: loricrin
Exons: 2
Coding region: 72-671 (199 amino acids)
Source: RefSeq, a predicted model, not a curated record